Messenger RNA from Spirodela intermedia, 1176 nucleotides. The record is from the annotation of a GenBank genome assembly. NCBI's taxonomy places the organism in Eukaryota, Viridiplantae, Streptophyta, Magnoliopsida, Alismatales, Araceae.
AUGGGGACGGAAUGCCUGGUCGUUCCUCCCCUUCUCUCCUCCUUCGUGGACGCCUUCGUGGACUUCUCCGUAGGCGGUAUCUUCUUCCCUCUUUCGGAGGAGCUCCGAUCGAUCCCCGAUCCUGAAGGUGGAGCGCCUCCGGCGCCGGCGACGCUGUUCCCCUCGCCGGCGCGGCUCGUCGCCAUCGGGGAUCUCCAUGGCGACCUGCACAAGGCCAAGCAGGCUUUCUCACUCGCCGGCCUCGUGGACUCGCAAGAGGGAAGGUGGAAGGGGGGAUCUUCUGUGGCUGUUCAGGUCGGCGACGUGCUGGACCGUGGAGGGGAGGAGAUCAGGCUGAUGUACCUCCUGCAUCGCCUCAAGAUCGAGGCAUCUCGCGCCGGCGGAGCCCUCCACAUUAUCAACGGUAACCACGAGGUCAUGAACGUGGCUCUGGACUUCCGUUUCGCGACUCCGGCGGGAAUUGCGGAGUUUGAGCGUUGGGGCGUUUGGUACCGGGUCGGGAUGGCGAUGAAACGGCUCUGCGAUGGCGUGGAAAGUCCGAAAGAUCCGUUCGAAGGGAUUCCAAGCGUCUUUCCAGAUGUGAAAGAGGAGUUCUUGGAGGGCAUCAGGGCGCGUAUUGCGGCACUGCGUCCCGAUGGCCCGAUCUCCAGGCGAUUUUUAGCUGGAAACCAGACGGUCGUUGUCGUCGGGGACUCGGUUUUCGUCCACGGAGGACUUCUGCGGGACCAUGUGGAGUACGGACUCGAGAGAUUAAAUGAUGAGGUGAGGGACUGGAUUGAGGGGUCAACAAGUUCGAUGCCACGUCACUUGAAGGGGCGAGAUUCCCUGGUGUGGCUGCGUAGAUUCUCCGAUGGCCCAGACUGCGACUGUACACAUCUGGAGGAGGUUCUAUCGACUAUUCCAGGGGCUAAACGGAUGGUGAUGGGACACACAAUCCAACAAAGGAUCAAUGGAGUUUGCGAGAACCGUGCAAUCAGAGUGGAUGUCGGACUCUCAAAGGGCUGUACCAAUGGAUUGCCCGAAGUCCUGGAGAUCGUAGAGGGGAAGCAGUUGAGGGUGUUGACCUCAAACGAGGUGUUCCGGCACAAGAAUACCUACGAGUCGUCUGUGAGGUUGAAGAAAGAAAUUGUUAAGUUUCCAGAAAGUAUGAUUAAAGAUGUUGAAGUGAAAGCUUAA